UGUGCUUGCUUUGUGAACUUCUUGCGUACAAGAGAGAGAGGGAGUAGAAGAAGAAGAAGCAUUCUUUUAUUCCUUCUUUAAGAUAAAGAAAACCCAAAAUUAAGAGUAGAUUAACCUUCAAUAAUCCAACCAACUUAUACACCAAUGUCUUCUGGGUCUUGAAAUUAUUCCCAAUUAGCGACACUUGAUUCUUUCUCUCUCUAUAUCGCAUUCGAUCGGAUCUGAAAAAGCUGCUAAAGUUCAGUUCUGUACAGCUAUGAAUCUUUAAUCAGAUCAAUUUGAUUAUUUGAAUGGAUUCACUUAUUGAUGGAGUCGGUUCUUUGUCAACUAGCCAUACCUCCGCCACGUUAUUAGGGUUCAACCCACCCGGCAAAACCCGCCCACCACAUCACCCAAAAUCCGAUACCAGUUCAAAUCGAUCUCAUAAAGCCUCCAAUGACCACAAAGGAAAAUCCUAUAUUGUGGGACCCAACACAAUCCUUGAUCAAACCGCAAAAGAAUACUUCCACAAACAAAUUUCAGCACUCGAAGCCAAGGCCGGAAUCAAGCAUUCCGAUUCCGACCCCGAGACCAUUGACUCAAUUACAUUCUGCCCGAGCCCACAAAGUAGUUUAUACUCCCUUACAAACUUCACCGAUACCAAACAAAGCUUUACAAACACAGAAGUCAGCGAAUCGGUCAAAAGUGGUGAAAUUGGGAUUCCGAGUGUUUAUCGGGGCAGCACGGGCAGCGAUGUAAGUGAGGAGAGCAGUUCGGGCAGUUUCACGAGUGCGGUUUAUAAACCACACAAGCAAAAUGACUCGAGAUGGGAAGCGAUUCAAGUCGUGAGGUCGAUGAAUAAUGACACGGGUAUUUUGGAAAUGAAACAUUUUAGGCAUUUGAAGAGAUUGGGGUGUGGAGAUAUUGGGAGUGUUUAUCUUUCGGAAUUGAUUGGGACACGGAGUUAUUUUGCCAUGAAAGUUAUGGAUAAAGCGGCUCUUGCGAGCCGGAAUAAGCUAUUGAGGGCGCAAACGGAAAGAGAGAUUUUGCAGUCGUUGGAUCACCCGUUUCUUCCUACUUUGUAUAGUCAUUUUGAUACCGAGAAAUUGUCGUGCUUGGUGAUGGAGUAUUGCCCCGGUGGAGAUUUGCACGCGCUUAGACAAAAACAACCCGGGAAACAUUUCUCCGAACAUGCGGCGCGGUUUUACGUAGCGGAAGUUCUCCUAGCUAUGGAGUACCUACACAUGCUCGGGAUCAUCUACCGAGACCUCAAACCGGAAAACGUUUUAGUUCGUGAAGACGGUCACAUAAUGCUUUCCGACUUCGAUCUCUCUUUACGAUGCGCCGUGAACCCAAAACUCGUCCGAUCGGCUAACCCAACCAUGGACCCCAAGAACUCCAACUACUGCAUCCAACCAUCUUGCGCUGUUCAACCCGCGUGCAUCCAACCCUCAUGUUUCGUCCCCCGGUUCAUGUCCAAAUCCAAAAAAGACAAAAAGCCCAAACCCAAAUCCAAACCCAAAACCGAAAUCUACAAUCAAGUCUCACCACUCCCCGAGCUCAUUGCGGAGCCCACAAGCGCCCGCUCCAUGUCAUUCGUGGGGACCCACGAAUACUUAGCCCCCGAAAUCAUUAAAGGCGAAGGACACGGAAGCGCGGUUGACUGGUGGACUUUUGGGAUUUUUUUGUAUGAACUUUUGUAUGGAAAAACACCGUUUAAAGGGAACGGAAACCGGGCUACAUUAUUUAAUGUAGUGGGGCAACCGUUGAGGUUUCCGGAUACUCCAGGGGUUAGUUUUGCAGCUAGGGAUUUGAUCAGGGGGUUAUUGGUAAAAGAGCCGCAGCAUAGAUUGGCUUAUAGAAGAGGGGCAACUGAGAUUAAACAACAUCCGUUUUUUCCAAGUGUGAAUUGGGCUUUGAUCCGGUGUGCUACGCCGCCGGAUGUUCCUGGGCCGUCGAUGGAAAAUGGAGGGGUGGAUGUGAAGCCUUCGGAGAAUUACUUAGAAAUUGAUUUCUUUUGAAUGGGUUUAAUGGAUUGUAUGAUGGAAUUUGUUGUUUUUAUUGGUUAUGUUUAUUGUGGUGUAAUUCGCUGCAAAAUGCAGAUUUGUUCGUAAUUGUAUUUUUAGUUGGAAUAAUUUGUUAACGGAAAGGGAGGUAUAUUAUUGGGAAACAUGCUGAAGUGUAAUCGAUUGCCACA
Lactuca virosa is the source of this 2176-nucleotide messenger RNA. Lineage: Eukaryota; Viridiplantae; Streptophyta; Magnoliopsida; Asterales; Asteraceae. The record is from the annotation of a GenBank genome assembly.